Molecule: messenger RNA, 1201 nt
Organism: Cadophora gregata
Lineage: Eukaryota; Fungi; Ascomycota; Leotiomycetes; Helotiales; Ploettnerulaceae
Exons: 4
Coding region: 148-1050 (300 amino acids)
Source: RefSeq, a predicted model, not a curated record
UUUGAUAAUUCAGAAAGCCGAUCCCGAAUCAAUCCUCGGCGCCCCAGAUGAAAGUGGGAUGUUCACUACAAUAUAAGUACAACGACAUCAUCCCGUAAGGUUUAUCGUCGAGUCUAUACAUAUCAGCCAAAGUCUAAAAGCAUCGAGAUGUUGAAGCUAUCCAUUAAUUGUGUACUGGUAUAUGGGCUCCUCCAGGCUCUAAUGCCUGGAGUAAGUGCUUCUCCAUUCGAAGAUUUGAAGCCAUGGAUCCCCAGUCCACCAACCCUAUCAUACACAAACCUUACCAGCCAACUGGACCAAAUCCUCACCAGAGGCUACCUCAAAGUCGGCACCACAGGCGACUACAAGCCCUUUUCCUACCUCGUGACCAAUACCUCCGCCCUCCCCAGUACAAACACAACAGCCAUCAACACAACCUACAUUGGCGCUGACAUCACCGCCGCGCAAUCCCUCUCCAACGCCCUCGGCCUCCCCAACCCCGUCCGCUUCGGCCAAACAGCAUGGGCGAACCUCACUACCGAUCUAGCAGCUGGAAAAUUCGACAUCGCAAUGGGUGGAGUAAGUCUCACUCUCGCACGCUCCCGCUCAGCAUUCUUCUCUACUGCUAUCCAACGAGUCGGCAAAACGGGUUGUAUCAGGUGUUCUGACUCUUCAAAAUACACGUCCUUAUCCACCAUUGAUCAGCCCGGUGUGAAAGUGGUCGUCAACCCAGGUGGGAGUAACUACACUUUCGAUGUGGCGAACCUGAAGAGCGCAAGGAUUGUUCUGGUGGAGGAUAAUAAUGCGGUGUAUGAAGCUGUGCUGGAUGGGACGGCUGAUGCGAUGAUUUCGGAUCUGAUUGAGGUGGAGCUGCAGCUGAAGUUGCAUCCGGGCGAGUUGUGUAUUGUGAAUCCGGGGGAGCCGUUCAAUUUUGAGGAGUUGGCGUAUAUGAUGGGGAGGGAUGUGGUUUGGAAGGCGUUUGUGGAUGCUUGGGUGCAUGUUAUGUUGGGGAGUGGGGCUUGGAAUGAAACGUUGACCGAGUGGAUGGAUUAUAAGUGGCCGAGUGUUUAGUCUGGAAGGUAACUAUUGGGAAGAUGUAUCUUUGGACGAGUUUGUAAGUGGGUUUAUCGCUGAAACGAGGACAAUGAACAGCAUACGGGCAAAUGCUCUGGCUAGAAAGUCACACUCCCAGCAUCAAGCUUGGGAGUGAUGUACAGGAGAA